Jaminaea rosea is the source of this 996-nucleotide messenger RNA. Its product is annotated as Shwachman-Bodian-diamond syndrome protein. The record is from RefSeq and is a predicted model, not a curated record. Bases 1 to 765 code for a protein of 254 amino acids. Lineage: Eukaryota; Fungi; Basidiomycota; Exobasidiomycetes; Microstromatales. Gene Ontology annotation, biological process: cytosolic ribosome assembly; ribosome biogenesis. The transcript is spliced from 4 exons.
AUGCCCAUCAACCAGCCGGCCAACCAGAUCAAGCUCACAAACGUCUCGGUCGUCCGACUCAAGAAGGGAGGCAAGAGAUUCGAGAUUGCUUGCUACAAGAACAAGGUCCGAGAGUGGCGCACGGGAGUGGAGACAGACCUCGAUGAGGUGGUGCAGAUUGAGAACGUCUUCGUCAACGUGUCUAAGGGCCAAGUAGCGCCGCAAGAGGACUUGCAGAAGGCCUUUGGGACUACAGAUCGCGAGAAGAUCACGCUUGAGAUCCUCAAGAAGGGCGAACUCCAAGUAGGCGAAAAAGAGCGCAAUGCCGAACUCAGCUCCCUCUGGCGCGACAUAGCUACUCAAGUAGCCUCACGCUGCGUCGACCCGUCCACCAAGCGACCCUACACGGUAGGCGUAAUAGAAAAGGCCAUGUCCGAGAUCCACUAUUCGGUAAAGACGGGCAAGACAGCGAAAUCCCAAUCCCUCGACGUCAUCAAGUCCAUCCAGGCUGCAAAGACGUUGCCCCUCGAAAGGGCCAGGAUGCGCGUCAGGAUCACUAUGCCGGCAAAGGAGGGCAAGAAGUGCAAGGACAAGGUCAUGCCGAAUGUCGAGAAGGUGGAGGAUGAGGAGUGGGAUGGCGAGGAGUGGGAGCUCAUUGCAACCAUCGAUCCGGGGGCUUUGAAGGUCUUGAAUGAGUUGUUGGAGGUGGAAACAAAGGGAAAGGCGAGGGUGGAGACUUUGAGCUUUGCCACGGUCGGAGAGGGAGAAGACGACCAGGAGGAUUGAGUGAGGCACAGGAAAUACCACGUCAAUCUAGCACAGAGAUUGCAAGGAAGAUGAAGCAUGCGCUUGCGUUGCGUUCUGCUGCGAUCCACUACUUUCCGUUCGCCCACACGACCUCAUCUCUGCAGUCCUUCCAGUAUGACCUCAUCCACCUCCUUGACCCCCUCCCUGACCCUGCCCCCGCGCAACACCUCUCUAGCUCUUCUUCUCUUUACACUUUCCCAUUCACACCUG